UUAGCCAAUCGGUUGAUUGUUGCUGUACACAAUCUUCAAACUGGUAAAUUUAAAACAGGACAGGUAGAAACUGAAGGAACGUGUAAAAAGGACUCCGUUAGGUUUUUUUUUGCAUUUAUUUUAAUUUCAAACAUUAAUGUCAUCAGUGUAGCCAGCACCUUGCAACAGUAAAAUGUCGAGCGCAUUAAGAAGAGAAGAAAUACGCAAGGAUAUACCUGACAUAGUCAUUGAUCCUGGAAAUGGAAAAAGAUACUUGAAAGGCAGAUUUCUUGGCAAGGGUGGAUUUGCAAAAUGCUACGAAUUGACAGAUGCAGACACCAAAGAGAUAUUUGCAGGAAAAAUUGUUCCAAAGUCUCUACUUGUAAAACAGCAUCAGAAAGACAAGAUGACCCAGGAGAUUAGCAUUCAUCGCAGUGUUUCUCACAAACACAUUGUCAAGUUCCACUCUUUCUUUGAGGACAUGGAUAAUGUGUACAUUCUCCUGGAGCUGUGUCGUAGACGGUCUUUGAUGGAGCUGCACAAAAGAAGAAAAGCAGUGACAGAACCAGAGGCUCGCUACUUUGUCCGGCAGGUUAUUCUGGCAUGUCAAUAUCUUCACAACACCAAAAUCAUUCAUAGAGAUCUAAAACUAGGAAAUCUCUUCAUCAACGAUGAAAUGGAGGUGAAAAUUGGAGACUUUGGGUUGGCUACAAGAGUGGACUAUGAUGGAGAGAGAAAAAGAACAUUAUGUGGAACGCCAAACUACAUUGCACCAGAGGUGUUAGGGAAAAAGGGGCACAGUUUUGAAGUGGAUGUGUGGUCAUUGGGUUGUAUUCUGUACACUUUACUCGUGGGCAAACCUCCGUUCGAAACAUCAUGUCUCAAAGACACAUACAUGAAGAUAAAAAAGAAUGAGUACCACGUUCCUUCAAGAGUAAGUCUGCCUGCCAAAAACCUCAUCAUGAAAUUGCUCAAAGGAGACCCAACAGACAGGCCCAAUAUGGAAACUCUGUUAGAGGAGGAAUUCUUCCAUACAGGAUACCUCCCGCCCCGACUACCCACCAGCUGUUUGACCAUGGCCCCCAGGUUUGAUACGUUAGCUCGCUCUGAGGCACUGUCUCGACGUCCUCUGCUAGAAAUCAAUAGAGCAGAUGGAAAUUCUCGACCCCAGACGGCCCCAACUGACAUGAAGAAAGACGAUAAAUAUCCAGCAGAUUCGGAGGAAACUGAUGAGGGACGCAGGAAAGGAAGUGACGAACCUGCAGACUAUUAUUUGUCAGACCUCUUUGCCAUCCUUUCAACUGUGAUAGCAUCAAAACCGUCCGAAAAAAUUCAUGUUCAAGAAGAGGAGGCCGAGGACCCCGCAUCCAUUCCUAUCUACUGGGUCAGCAAGUGGGUCGACUACUCGGACAAGUAUGGGCUGGGCUACCAGCUGUGUGACAACAGUGUGGGGGUUCUCUUCAACGACUCCACUCGUCUCAUCCUCCUGGCUAACGGAGAAAAUAUUCAGUACAUUGAGAGAGACGGGACAGAACAUUACCACACACUGAAGGUGUUCCCAGAAACUCUGACCAAGAAAGUCACUCUGCUCAAGUACUUCAGGAACUACAUGAAUGAGCAUCUCCUCAAGGCCGGUGCCAACAUGACUCCUAGAGAGGGAGACGACAUGACUCGACUCCCGUUCCUCAGACACUGGUUCAGGACCAGGAGUGCCAUUGUUUUACACCUCAGUAACGGAACUCUACAGAUCAAUUUCUUUCAAGAUCACACAAAGAUUAUUCUGUGCCCACUAAUGCAAGCUGUGACAUACAUUGAUGAGAAGAGAGACUUCCAUAUAUUUAAACUUAGCGGAAUCGAAAAAUAUGGAUGCACACGGGAACUUGCCAGCAGACUUAGAUAUGCCAGAACAAUGGUGGAACGCCUCAUGACCUCUAAAUCAGGGUCAGGUCGCGUGAGAUCAGCCAACCCUUCCACUUCAUAGCUGGUAUAGCGACUGACAUUUGUGAUCAAGAUUUUGUAGUGCUGGGAAGAAAAAUGGUACUCAGUUCAGCUCAACUGUGAAUGAAGUGCCAGGAACGAGACUAUCAAAUAAAGUCUGAAGUCCAUCUCAGGAAGUUAAUGAAAAAAUACCGGCAGAAAGUAGUGAAUGAAAAUACCACCAAAAUACCAUCUGUGUUGACCAAAUUAUUUUAUGAAUGCUCUGUAUUUGUUAGAGCUUUUGAAUUUCUGACUGUACAAUUAUGGAUGUGAUUGAAAAUCUCAUUUUUGUACCUGUCUUUCAUGUGGUCCCUCAAAAAAUAUCACAUUUUGUUAUGUCUGAAGGUUUUAUUACAGCUGAGUAUUAUUGAGUGUUCCAUUGUAUUCAAAGUUCACAGUAGGUCUCAUGUAUAUGUGUAAAAGAAACUUUUUUUAGUUUUCAUAUAAUCAUGUUCAAAGGGAAAUAUUUUUAGAAAUCAUGUAUUUUGUGGUCCCUGAAUUAGUAGUGCUGAGUUGUCUUUCUUGGGUUGGUUUUGGUACGCAUGACUAGAGAUUUGUUUAAGUUUUGGUUGUUUACACCCCAUUCAUUCAGGUGCUUUGUUUGUUUUAAGUUGUUUUGUUGUCAUGAACUAAAGUUUUCUCAGAAACUUUUUACAGUACACAGAGCUACUUGUGAAAUAGAGAAAAUAGAAAUUUGAUGGACCAAACUGAUCAGAAAUUUUCUACAGGGAGACUGAGAACAGCGAAAGUGAUGUGUUCAGAUUGUACAUACUUAUUUGUAGAACUUGUGUACACCUAUUUAUAUUGACAUUGUAAACUAGAGAUGGCUGCCCAUAGCGCCCUGUGUUGUUACAAAGUGACGUUGCCAUUGUGGAUCAAAUCCUAGGAUCUGGUGGCGCUAUUUAAUUCUUCUCUCUUUCCUUUUCUCUCUAUCCUCAAAUGAGUCGGAUGUGUCAGCCCUGCAGUGACUGAGUGUGAAUUACUAGUAAACAUGCCGUGUAUUUUUGUGCCUAUUGAGAAACAAUUUACAGGAUUGAUUUGGCUUCAUUUUUCACUUUUUAAGUUCACGUACAGUUUUGUUUCUUCUUUUUUAAUAUUAUUUUGGCAUCUGUCAGUUUAAGAAUUUUGUCGAUUUUGGAAAGAGAAAUCUGCCAAAAUGACAGCGAAGAUUUCUGUCGGCCAUGCUGAAUAUGAGACUUGUGACUGUUACAUUAUAGUGUGUAUGUACUGUAAACACCUAUGGAUGUGGAAUCUCGUCGCACACAAACUCACGCACUGAAUUGUUAUCAUAACCUGUUGAUUGUUAUUUCUGCUCCCACAUCUACUGGAAAUCUAUUUGAUCUGUUUGAAUUGGCCUUUUCUCAAAUUUCUCGUUUUCUGUCUAUCUCUCUCUCUCUUCUUGACUAAUGCUAUACAAUACAUGAUAUCAUGGUUAUCAAUAAAUGAUUCUACUAAUA
This is a messenger RNA of Magallana angulata, 3413 nucleotides long. Its product is annotated as serine/threonine-protein kinase PLK1-like. Gene Ontology annotation, molecular function: ATP binding; protein binding; protein serine/threonine kinase activity. The coding region runs from base 173 to 1960 and encodes 595 amino acids. The transcript has 13 exons. NCBI's taxonomy places the organism in Eukaryota, Metazoa, Mollusca, Bivalvia, Ostreida, Ostreidae. The record is from RefSeq and is a predicted model, not a curated record. Gene Ontology annotation, biological process: protein phosphorylation; mitotic cell cycle; regulation of cytokinesis. Gene Ontology annotation, cellular component: centrosome; spindle pole; nucleus.